Messenger RNA from Zingiber officinale, 1041 nucleotides. RefSeq names its product ATP synthase subunit O, mitochondrial-like. The record is from RefSeq and is a predicted model, not a curated record. Gene Ontology annotation, biological process: proton motive force-driven mitochondrial ATP synthesis. Lineage: Eukaryota; Viridiplantae; Streptophyta; Magnoliopsida; Zingiberales; Zingiberaceae. Gene Ontology annotation, molecular function: proton-transporting ATP synthase activity, rotational mechanism. The coding region runs from base 143 to 844 and encodes 233 amino acids. The transcript is spliced from 6 exons.
GCCACUUACGAAGGGCUAUCAAUUUAUGCUCUCCAAACUCAACCUAAGCUCAUCGAAUCUCGAUCGCGGCCGGUGAAAGGAUUUCCUCCACCGAAACUCAACCUAAGCUUCUCGAUCGUGGCCGGUAAAAGGAUUAAGGUUGAUGGCUCUCUCGGGGCGCCUAAGAUCUGUCCUCUGUGCUCGAUCGGCCGGCGCGUGGUCCCUGGGGAAACUCAGCACGGGGUUAAGGACCUUUGCGAUCCAGACACAACCAACUGAAGCAAAGGUCAAGGUGCCCUUGAAACUAUUUGGAGGUUCUGGAAAUUAUGCAACUGCUCUUUUCAUUGCUUCAACUAAAGCAAAUGCAUUGGACAAGGUCGAAGCUGAGAUUCUUGAUGUGGUAGAGGCUUCCAAGAGGAGUCCUCGGUUUUCAAAGUUCAUCAAAGACAUGUCAAUUCCUAAAAAGACCCGUGUCAAAACUGUCACUGAAAUAUUUUCUGAAGCUGGAUUUUCUGACAUCACCAAGAAUUUCUUAGCUGUCUUGGCUGGUAAUGGAAGGCUUGCACACAUAGAUCGUAUUUCUAAGAGAUUUGUUGAGUUGACUAUGGCACAAAGGGGAGAAGUUAAAGUCAUUGUUACAACAGUGAUCCCACUUCCUGCGGAAGAAGAGAAGGAGCUUAAGUUGACUAUGCAAGAUAUUCUUGGGCAUGGAAAAACUGCCAAGCUCGAGCAGAAGAUCGAUCCCAGCAUUCUUGGAGGAUUGGUGGUCGAGUUCGGAAACAAGGUCUUUGACAUGUCGAUAAAGACCAGGGCCAAGCAGAUGGAAAAACUCUUGAGGGAGCCUAUUAAUUUUGACAACCUCUAGGCCCUCUCCGACGUCCCUCGACCUGCUGUUAUUCAAUGGUGGUUGACCUGAAAUAAAUUUGUGGAGAAGUGAACCCUAACAUCCAUCGACAUGUCUAGCUUGGGGUAAACCCUAACGACAACAACGAGCAUAGCAGGAUUAUAUGCCUGUGUUGGUACUCUUCAAUUCAUUUUUCACCAAUAAAAUUAAAUUUAUUA